AUGUACUUCUCUACACUGGCGAUCCUCAUCACUACGGCCACGAUGGCUCUUACCAGCCCUGUGUCCCCCAAAUGCGGAACCUGCAACCCGCUCUCGGGUCAAAACAGCUGCGACGUGACCACCUCGUGUAUCAACACGGGAAAAGCCUUCCACUGCGCAUGUCGGGCCGGCUUUAAAGCCUCGGAGAGGAACAAUGAUGUCCAGAGCCAAUUCCGCCUGAACAUGCCCAAUUACGAGUUCCUGGUCUUUGUGCCGGAGAAGACUGUGUGCAACACUCUUUGCGACAAUCCAUAUGCGGCUCCGGCGGACCUCUGCCGCGAGGUUCGCAAGUAUGACAGCUGCGUCGUUUAG
Messenger RNA from Penicillium oxalicum, 351 nucleotides. RefSeq names its product putative adhesin. The record is from RefSeq and is a predicted model, not a curated record. The transcript has a single exon. Lineage: Eukaryota; Fungi; Ascomycota; Eurotiomycetes; Eurotiales; Aspergillaceae. Bases 1 to 351 code for a protein of 116 amino acids.